CCGGGCGCCAUCGAGCCUUGGCGGCGGACGUGCAGGCUGGAGUGCAAUGGUGUGAUCUCAGCUCACUGCAGCCUCAGAGUCAGGGUCUCGCUCUGUUGCCCACAAUCACAGUUCACUGCAGCCUAGACCUCCUGGGCUCAAGCUACUCUGCCUUAGCCUCUUCACCCACGAUCACAGUUCACUGCAGCCUAGACCUCCUGGGCUCAAGCUACUCUGCCUUAGCCUCCUCACCCACGAUCACAGUUUACUGCAGCCUAGACCUCCUGGGCUCAAGCUACUCUGCCUUAGCCUCCUCAGUACCCGGGACUUCAGGCUGUACCACCACAUGCGGCCAGUUCACGAUGGAGAAAGAGGCACAGAGAAGUUAAGUAACUUGCCCAAGGUCACACAGCUAAGAAUCUCGAUGCUGGCCUGGAGCAGAAACUGAGCUGGACCACUGGAGCCUCGGGUGCGGGGGGCAAUGGCACUGCAGCUCUGGGCCCUGACCCUGCUGGGCCUGCUGGGCGCAGGUGCCAGCCUGAGGCCCCGCAAGCUGGACUUCUUCCGCAGCGAGAAAGAGCUGAACCACCUGGCUGUGGAUGAGGCCUCAGGCGUGGUGUACCUGGGGGCGGUGAAUGCCCUCUACCAGCUGGAUGUGAAGCUGCAGCUGGAGCAGCAGGUGGCCACGGGCCCGGCCCUGGACAACAAGAAGUGCACGCCGCCCAUCGAGGCCAGCCAGUGCCAUGAGGCUGAGAUGACUGACAAUGUCAACCAGCUGCUGCUGCUCGACCCUCCCAGGAAGCGCCUGGUGGAGUGCGGCAGCCUCUUCAAGGGCAUCUGCGCUCUGCGCGCCCUGAGCAACAUCUCCCUCCGCCUGUUCUACGAGGACGGCAGUGGGGAGAAGUCUUUCGUGGCCAGCAAUGAUGAGGGUGUGGCCACAGUGGGGCUGGUGAGCUCCACGGGUCCCGGUGGUGACCGCGUGCUGUUUGUGGGCAAAGGCAACGGGCCGCACGACAACGGCAUCAUCGUGAGCACUCGGCUGUUGGACCGGACCGACAGCAGGGAGGCCUUUGAAGCCUACACGGACCACGCCACCUACAAGGCCGGCUACCUGUCCACCAACACACAGCAGUUCGUGGCGGCCUUCGAGGACGGCCCCUACGUCUUCUUUGUCUUCAACCAGCAGGACAAGCACCCGGCCCGGAACCGCACGCUGCUGGCACGCAUGUGCAGAGAAGACCCCAACUACUACUCCUACCUGGAGAUGGACCUGCAGUGCCGGGACCCCGACAUCCACGCCGCUGCCUUUGGCACCUGCCUGGCCGCCUCCGUGGCUGCGCCUGGCUCUGGCAGGGUGCUAUAUGCUGUCUUCAGCAGAGACAGCCGGAGCAGUGGGGGGCCCGGUGCGGGCCUCUGCCUGUUCCCGCUGGACGAGGUGCACGCCAAGAUGGAGGCCAACCGCAACGCCUGUUACACAGGCACCCGGGAGGCCCGUGACAUCUUCUACAAGCCCUUCCACGGCGAUAUCCAGUGCGGCGGCCACGCGCCGGGCUCCAGCAAGAGCUUCCCAUGUGGCUCGGAGCACCUGCCCUACCCGCUGGGCAGCCGCGACGGGCUCAGAGGCACAGCCGUGCUGCAGCGUGGAGGCCUGAACCUCACGGCCGUGACGGUCGCCACCGAGAACAACCACACUGUUGCUUUUCUGGGCACCUCUGAUGGCCGGAUCCUCAAGGUGUACCUCACCCCAGACGGCACCUCCUCAGAGUACGACUCUAUCCUUGUGGAGAUAAACAAGAGAGUCAAGCGCGACCUGGUACUGUCUGGAGACCUGGCCAGCCUGUACGCCAUGACCCAGGACAAGGUGUUCCGGCUGCCGGUGCAGGAGUGCCUGAGCUACCCGACCUGCACCCAGUGCCGCGACUCCCAGGACCCCUACUGCGGCUGGUGCGUCGUCGAGGGACGAUGCACCCGGAAGGCCGAGUGUCCGCGGGCCGAGGAGGCCAGCCACUGGCUGUGGAGCCGAAGCAAGUCCUGCGUGGCCGUCACCAGCGCCCAGCCACAGAACAUGAGCCGGCGGGCCCAGGGGGAGGUGCAGCUGACCGUCAGCCCCCUCCCUGCCCUGAGCGAGGAGGACGAGUUGCUGUGCCUUUUUGGGGGGUCGCCGCCACACCCCGCCCGCGUGGAGGGCGAGGCCGUCAUCUGCAACUCCCCGAGCAGCAUCCCUGUCACGCCGCCAGGCCAGGACCACGUGGCCGUGACCAUCCAGCUCCUCCUUAGACGAGGCAACAUCUUCCUCACAUCCUACCAGUACCCCUUCUACGACUGCCGCCAGGCCAUGAGCCUGGAGGAGAACCUGCCGUGCAUCUCCUGCGUGAGCAACCGCUGGACCUGCCAGUGGGACCUGCGCUACCACGAGUGCCGGGAGGCUUCGCCCAACCCUGAGGACGGCAUCGUCCGUGCCCACAUGGAGGACAGCUGUCCCCAGUUCCUGGGACCCAGCCCCCUGGUGAUCCCCAUGAACCACGAGACAGAUGUGAACUUCCAGGGCAAGAACCUGGACACCGUGAAGGGUUCCUCCCUGCACGUGGGCAGUGACUUGCUCAAGUUCAUGGAGCCGGUGACCAUGCAGGAAUCUGGGACCUUCGUCUUUCGGACCCCAAAGCUGUCCCACGAUGCCAACGAGACGCUGCCCCUGCACCUCUACGUCAAGUCUUACGGCAAGAAUAUCGACAGCAAGCUCCAUGUGACCCUCUACAACUGCUCCUUUGGCCGCAGCGACUGCAGCCUGUGCCGGGCCGCUAACCCCGACUACAGGUGUGCGUGGUGCGGGGGCCAGAGCAGGUGCGUGUAUGAGGCCCUGUGCAACACCACCUCCGAGUGCCCGCCGCCCGUCAUCACCAGGAUCCAGCCUGAGACGGGCCCCCUGGGUGGGGGCAUCCGCAUCACCAUCCUGGGGUCCAAUUUGGGCGUCCAAGCAGGGGACAUCCAGAGGAUCUCUGUGGCCGGCCGGAACUGCUCCUUUCAGCCGGAACGUUACUCCGUGUCCACCCGGAUCGUGUGUGUGAUCGAGGCUGCGGAGGCGCCUUUCACGGGGGGUGUCGAGGUGGACGUCUUUGGGAAACUGGGCCGUUCGCCUCCCAAUGUCCAGUUCACCUUCCAACAGCCCAAGCCUCUCAGUGUGGAGCCGCAGCAGGGACCGCAGGCGGGCGGCACCACACUGACCAUCCACGGCACCCACCUGGACACGGGCUCCCAGGAGGACGUGCGGGUGACCCUCAACGGCGUCCCGUGUAAAGUGACGAAGUUUGGGGCGCAGCUCCAGUGUGUCACUGGCCCCCAGGCGACACGGGGCCAGAUGCUCCUGGAGGUCUCCUACGGGGGGUCCCCCGUGCCCAACCCCGGCAUCUUCUUCACCUACCGCGAAAACCCCGUACUGCGAGCCUUCGAGCCGCUACGAAGCUUUGCCAGUGGUGGCCGCAGCAUCAACGUCACGGGUCAGGGCUUCAGCCUGAUCCAGAGGUUUGCCAUGGUGGUCAUCGCGGAGCCCCUGCAGUCCUGGCAGCCGCCGCGGGAGGCUGAAUCCCUGCAGCCCAUGACGGUGGUGGGUACAGACUACGUGUUCCACAACGACACCAAGGUCGUCUUCCUGUCCCCGGCUGUGCCUGAGGAGCCAGAGGCCUACAACCUCACGGUGCUGAUCGAGAUGGACGGGCACCGUGCCCUGCUCAGAACAGAGGCCGGGGCCUUCGAGUACGUGCCUGACCCCACCUUUGAGAACUUCACAGGUGGCGUCAAGAAGCAGGUCAACAAGCUCAUCCACGCCCGGGGCACCAAUCUGAACAAGGCGAUGACGCUGCAGGAGGCCGAGGCCUUCGUGGGUGCCGAGCGCUGCACCAUGAAGACGCUGACGGAGACCGACCUGUACUGUGAGCCCCCGGAGGUGCAGCCCCCGCCCAAGCGGCGGCAGAAACGAGACACCACACACAACCUGCCCGAGUUCAUUGUGAAGUUCGGCUCUCGCGAGUGGGUGCUGGGCCGCGUGGAGUACGACACACGGGUGAGCGACGUGCCGCUCAGCCUCAUCUUGCCGCUGGUCAUCGUGCCCAUGGUGGUCGUCAUCGCGGUGUCUGUCUACUGCUACUGGAGGAAGAGCCAGCAGGCCGAACGAGAGUAUGAGAAGAUCAAGUCCCAGCUGGAGGGCCUGGAGGAGAGCGUGCGGGACCGCUGCAAGAAGGAAUUCACGGACCUGAUGAUCGAGAUGGAGGACCAGACCAACGACGUGCACGAGGCCGGCAUCCCCGUGCUGGACUACAAGACCUACACCGACCGCGUCUUCUUCCUGCCCUCCAAGGACGGCGACAAGGACGUGAUGAUCACCGGCAAGCUAGACAUCCCCGAGCCGCGGCGGCCGGUGGUGGAGCAGGCCCUCUACCAGUUCUCCAACCUGCUGAACAGCAAGUCCUUCCUCAUCAAUUUCAUCCACACCCUGGAGAACCAGCGGGAGUUCUCGGCCCGCGCCAAGGUCUACUUCGCGUCCCUGCUGACGGUGGCGCUGCACGGGAAACUGGAGUACUACACGGACAUCAUGCACACGCUCUUCCUGGAGCUCCUGGAGCAGUACGUGGUGGCCAAGAACCCCAAGCUGAUGCUGCGCAGGUCUGAGACUGUGGUGGAGAGGAUGCUGUCCAACUGGAUGUCCAUCUGCCUGUACCAGUACCUCAAGGACAGUGCCGGGGAGCCCCUGUACAAGCUCUUCAAGGCCAUCAAACAUCAGGUGGAAAAGGGCCCGGUGGAUGCGGUACAGAAGAAGGCCAAGUACACUCUCAACGACACGGGGCUGCUGGGGGAUGAUGUGGAGUAUGCACCCCUGACGGUGAGCGUGAUCGUGCAGGACGAGGGAGUGGACGCCAUCCCGGUGAAGGUCCUCAACUGUGACACCAUCUCCCAGGUCAAGGAGAAGAUCAUUGACCAGGUGUACCGCGGGCAGCCCUGCUCCUGCUGGCCCAGGCCAGACAGCGUGGUCCUGGAGUGGCGUCCGGGCUCCACAGCGCAGAUCCUGUCGGACCUGGACCUGACGUCACAGCGGGAGGGCCGGUGGAAGCGCGUCAACACCCUUAUGCACUACAAUGUCCGGGAUGGAGCCACCCUCAUCCUGUCCAAGGUGGGGGUCUCCCAGCAGCCGGAGGACAGCCAGCAGGACCUGCCUGGGGAGCGCCAUGCCCUCCUGGAGGAGGAGAACCGGGUGUGGCACCUGGUGCGGCCGACCGACGAGGUGGACGAGGGCAAGUCCAAGAGAGGCAGCGUGAAAGAGAAGGAGCGGACGAAGGCCAUCACCGAGAUCUACCUGACGCGGCUGCUCUCAGUCAAGGGCACACUGCAGCAGUUUGUGGACAACUUCUUCCAGAGCGUGCUGGCGCCUGGGCACGCGGUGCCACCUGCAGUCAAGUACUUCUUCGACUUCCUGGACGAGCAGGCAGAGAAGCACAACAUCCAGGAUGAAGACACCAUCCACAUCUGGAAGACGAACAGCUUACCGCUCCGGUUCUGGGUGAACAUCCUCAAGAACCCCCACUUCAUCUUUGACGUGCAUGUCCACGAGGUGGUGGACGCCUCGCUGUCGGUCAUCGCGCAGACCUUCAUGGACGCCUGCACGCGCACGGAGCAUAAGCUGAGCCGCGAUUCUCCCAGCAACAAGCUGCUGUACGCCAAGGAGAUCUCCACCUACAAGAAGAUGGUGGAGGAUUACUACAAGGGGAUCCGGCAGAUGGUGCAGGUCAGCGACCAGGACAUGAACACACACCUGGCAGAGAUUUCCCGGCCGUGCGUCACACAAGGAGACACUGAGAUGGUUGCAUGUGCACAACUCUGCCUGCGUGGGUGUCUGUCCGAGGCUGCGCCACAUGGGGGGCCCCAAGUGCCAGCUGUGCCCAAGGCCCCAGCUGCUGCCCCGGGGAGGCCUCGUCCUGGGCGUCCCGUACUACUCCUGCCAGCCCUGGGGCUCCCACAGCCCCUUUUCCACCCUGACUGUCCCGUCACCCCCCAGGCACACACGGACUCCUUGAACACCCUCGUGGCACUACACCAGCUCUACCAAUACACGCAGAAGUACUAUGACGAGAUCAUCAAUGCCUUGGAGGAGGACCCUGCCGCCCAGAAGAUGCAGCUGGCCUUCCGCCUGCAGCAGAUUGCGGCUGCGCUGGAGAACAAGGUCACUGACCUCUGACCUACAAUCUCCAGUGCUGCCUUGGGACAUAGGUACCUGAGGUACCUGAGAGCCCCUCGGGGGAGGAGGCCGAGUGGCUGUGGCUGAGGCCCCCACCCUCCCCUGGAACGCGCCCCAAGCCGGAGUGGGUGCAGCCGGAACCCGCCCAGCGUCUAGACUGUAGCAUCUUCCUCUGAGCAAUACCGCCGGGCACUGCACCAGCACCAGCCCCAGCCCCAGCUCCCUCCGGCCGCAGAACCAGCAUCGGGUGUUCACUGUCGAGUCUCGAGUGAUUUGAAAAUGUGCCUUACGCUGCCACGCUGGGGGCAGCUGGCCUCCGCCUCCGCCCACGCACCAGCAGCCGCCUCCAUGCCCUAGGUUGGGCCCCUGGGGGAUCUGAGGGCCUGUGGCCCCCAGGGCAAGUUCCCAGAUCCUAUGUCUGUCUGUCCACCUCGAGAUGGGAGGAGGAGAAAAAGCGGUACGAUGCCUUCCUGACCUCACCGGCCUCCCCAAGGGUGCCGGCACUCUGGGUGGUCUCACGGCUGCUGGGCCCCACGUCAAAGGUCAAGUGAGACGUAGGUCAAGUCCUACGUCGGGGCCCAGACAUCCUGGGGUCCUGGUCUGUCAGACAGGCUGCCCUAGAGCCCCACCCAGUCCGGGGGGACUGGGAGCAGUUCCACCAAGACCACCCCACCCCUUUUUGUAAAUCUUGUUCAUUGUAAAUCAAAUACAGCCGUCUUUUUCACUCUG
Pan troglodytes (chimpanzee) is the source of this 6931-nucleotide messenger RNA. It is a transcript of the gene PLXNB2, whose product is annotated as plexin B2. Gene Ontology annotation, cellular component: plasma membrane; semaphorin receptor complex. The coding region runs from base 461 to 6202 and encodes 1913 amino acids. The record is from RefSeq and is a predicted model, not a curated record. Lineage: Eukaryota; Metazoa; Chordata; Mammalia; Primates; Hominidae. Gene Ontology annotation, biological process: regulation of GTPase activity; regulation of cell shape; semaphorin-plexin signaling pathway. The transcript is spliced from 40 exons. Gene Ontology annotation, molecular function: protein binding; semaphorin receptor activity.